AAAAAAGAACAGAAAUCCAAAUAUAUUAAUAAAAUAGUUUUUGUCCUCUUUCAUGCUUUUCUUGCAAAUAAAUCGGUCUAUUCACAUGGCCGGCUGAUAAAUGAGAAACGAAUUUGGGAAAUAAAUCACAAACUGCCACUUGUUAGAGAUACUCUCUCAAUCAUGUUGACUGAGGUAUGAUAAACCAGUAUCCUCGUCUCAUAUAUAUGACAUUUACUUUUCAAUAUCUCAUUCCAUUCUUACUCAUAUAUGUUACUAUAUAACUUUGUAAUGAAAUCAUUUGUUACCUUUUUCUGAAACCAUAAGAGUCCAAAUUCAUCGAGUAUAUUACAAAUAGUGAGCACAAACGAUUCUUCCUUCAAUAAUCAAAUUAAUAAAAUAACAACAAAUCCGUUUAGUAUGUUAUAACCGCGUCAUCGUAUUAAAUUAAUUUUAAUUGUAAAUAUUAUUAAAAACUAUUGAAAAGGGAAAAUUCUAAAAAAGAUUAUUGAGAUCCAAAGGCAUCAGAAAACCUUCAGAAGAAUUUGAUCUCAUCCCUCUACCGAUAUAUAAUUUACAUAUUAUAUACAAACGGUUUUGUUCUCUACUGUUUUUCUUUAAAGUGGAUUCAUGAAUCUUUCUACACAAAACGAGUGUUGAUCUUAGAGAGAACCGUCUUCUGCAGAAACUGUUGGUCAUUGAUCGUCUUUAUAUGCGUUAAUGGAACGCACGUUCUCUCUCUCUUAAAAACAUUUAAAUUAAUCAAAACAACCAAGUAGUAGUAGUCUUUCACUCGUUCUACAUCUCCUAGGCAGAGAGCAUAACGUGAGCUGUUUAAUUAAUCUCUCUCUUCUCCUUCUUCAUCUUUUUUGUUCUUUCACGUGAAGUCAAACUCAAUAAACUCUCUUACAGCCCAUGAAUGAUCUCCUUCUCUCUCCCUGCCCUUGUCUGAACAUGAAGAAGUCUGCUCAACAUCUCAUCCUCUGAUUCGUUUCCCAUUUGCCUAAACAAGCAAGAAGAAGAAGCUUCUGCUUCAACAUUACAAACAUGGAGUUCAAAAGAGACAAUACUGUCAGAUUCUAUGGAGACGAGAAGCAAACCCUAGAAGUAACAGAGAAGCGUCUACCAUUACCAAUGUUCAAAUCAUCAGCAGCUCCAUUUCAAAAACAAGAGUUAGGAACCUCAAAGAAGAGUAUCUUCAAGAUCCCUAGGUUCGGUAGAUUCAAAGUCUUCCCGGAGAAUUUCGAGAUCGAGAGAGACAAGAUUCUAGAUCCUGGUGGUGACGUAGUGCUUCAAUGGAACAGAGUUUUCCUCUUCUGGUGUCUCGUUGCUCUUUACGUAGACCCUUUGUUCUUCUUCCUCUAUUCAGUCAAACGCACCGGACGAUCCUCUUGUAUGACCACAGAUUUGAAUCUUGGAAUCGUCGUUACUUUCUUCAGAACACUAGCGGAUCUCUUCUACGUCUUGCACAUUGUCAUCAAGUUCAGAACGGCUUACGUGUCUCGUACUUCGAGAGUGUUUGGUCGUGGAGAACUUGUGAAAGAUCCUAAGUUGAUUGCUAGAAGAUACUUGAGAUCAGACUUCAUCGUUGACCUCAUCGCUUGUUUGCCUCUUCCUCAGAUUGUUAGUUGGUUUAUUUUGCCAUCAAUCAGAAGCUCACACUCAGAUCAUACAACAAAUGCACUUGUCCUCAUUGUUCUUGUUCAAUACAUUCCUAGGCUUUAUCUCAUUUUCCCUCUAAGCGCUGAGAUUAUCAAAGCUACCGGAGUAGUCACAACCACAGCUUGGGCCGGUGCUGCUUACAAUCUCCUUCAGUAUAUGCUUGCUAGCCAUAUUCUAGGAGCGGCGUGGUAUCUACUGUCGAUACAACGGCAAGCUACAUGUUGGAAAGCAGAAUGUCAUAAAGAAUUUGCGCCUCUAGAAUGUGUUACAGAUUUUUUUGACUGUGGUACAUUGCACAGACCAGACCGGAAUAACUGGCAGAACAUAACAGUUGUCUUCAGCAACUGUGAUCCUUCGAAUGAUAUCAAAUUCACUUUCGGGAUAUUCGCGGAUGCUCUAACCAAAAACGUGGUUUCUUCGCCGUUCUUGGAGAAGUAUUUGUAUUGCUUAUGGUUUGGAUUACAGAAUCUAAGUUCUUACGGACAGAAUCUUGAUACAAGCACCUCUGUUCUUGAGACAAUGUUUGCUAUCCUUGUGGCUAUCUUUGGUCUUGUUUUGUUUGCUCUUUUAAUCGGAAACAUGCAGACGUAUUUGCAAUCGAUCACUGUGAGGCUUGAGGAGUGGAGACUGAAGAGAAGAGACACAGAAGAAUGGAUGGGACAUCGUCAACUACCGCAGGAUCUUAGAGAACGAGUGAGACGUUUUGUUCAGUAUAAAUGGUUAGCUACUCGAGGAGUUGAUGAAGAAACCAUUCUUCAUUCUUUACCAGCAGAUCUUCGCAGAGACAUCCAACGACAUCUCUGUCUCGACCUUGUUCGUCGUGUGCCACUGUUUGCGCAAAUGGAUGAUCAGUUACUAGAUGCGAUAUGUGAACGGUUAGUGUCAUCUCUAAGCACACAAGGGAACUACAUUGUACGUGAAGGUGAUCCAGUGACCGAAAUGCUCUUCAUCAUCCGUGGAAAGCUCGAUAGCUCGACGACUAACGGAGGCAGAACCGGUUUCUUCAACUCAAUAACACUCAAACCAGGAGAGUUCUGCGGAGAAGAGCUUCUUGCAUGGGCAUUGCUUCCAAAAUCAAAAGUAAACUUACCAUCAUCUACAAGAACGGUGCGAGCUUUAGAAGAAGUUGAAGCCUUUGCUUUACAAGCAGAGGAUCUCAAGUUUGUUGCUAACCAGUUCAGACGUUUACAUAGCAAGAAGCUGCAACACACAUUCCGUUAUUACUCACACCAGUGGAGAACGUGGGCUGCUUGUUUCGUACAAGUGGCUUGGAGACGGUAUAAGAGAAGAAUGGUGGCUAAGAGUCUUAGCUUGGCUGAGUCAUUCUCAUCUUAUGAAGAAGAAGAAGCUGUUGCGGUUGCAGCUGAGGAGAUAAUGAGCCAACAAGGAGAGAGACAGAGCAGUAAUCCAUCGCGUCAUUCUACUUCUAUUGGGAAACCACAUUUUGCUGCAACGAUACUUGCUUCGAGGUUUGCUAAGAACACGAGGAAGACGGCUCAUAAGUUGAAGGACGUUGAGGUUCCUAUGCUUCCUAAACCGGAUGAACCUGAUUUCUCUGUCGAUGGAGAUUAGCCCGUUUUGAUAUUAAUCAAAAUCUAUUUAAAGUUAGAAAACCAGUUUGUUAAAUAUCAAAACUUUGCUGCUUGAAGUUUAUUUCAAAAAUCGGCAGCAGUUUGUAUAAAUACAGAAUACACAUCUGACUUUUUUUUUUUUUAAUAUCCAGAUUCGAGAUUGUUUUUAUUAACUUUUUGUAUAAAUUAUAGAGAAAAAGACCAAAAUAGCACUAAAUCAAGUUUUUGUUCCCAAACUAGCACUCAAAGCCAAAAGUCA
Brassica rapa (field mustard) is the source of this 3471-nucleotide messenger RNA. RefSeq names its product probable cyclic nucleotide-gated ion channel 14. Gene Ontology annotation, molecular function: voltage-gated potassium channel activity. Gene Ontology annotation, biological process: transmembrane transport; potassium ion transport. NCBI's taxonomy places the organism in Eukaryota, Viridiplantae, Streptophyta, Magnoliopsida, Brassicales, Brassicaceae. The record is from RefSeq and is a predicted model, not a curated record. Gene Ontology annotation, cellular component: membrane.